Messenger RNA from Camellia sinensis, 3025 nucleotides. NCBI's taxonomy places the organism in Eukaryota, Viridiplantae, Streptophyta, Magnoliopsida, Ericales, Theaceae. The record is from RefSeq and is a predicted model, not a curated record.
AAAUGACUUUACUUUCAUUGGUUAGAUGCACAACAAAGUGGUUCUAGGUAGCUAGAUAACAUAGUUAAGGUCACACUUGUCUCGGGGAAGAUCCAACAAAAAUGACUUUAAUUUCAUUGGUUAGAUGUGAAAAAGUCCGGCUUAACCUCCAAUUGGAUUUCAUUCUAAGCCUUUUGUUUUCCAUAGAGAGAGGUGAGUUUUGGACCUUUUUUCCUCCCAUAAUAUACAGCUUCUAGAAACAAAAUUGCAUGCUUUGUGAAGUCUCACUCUAUUCUAUGGCUGAGUUUUUAAACUAGGAAGUACUAAAAAAACAUAUUGAUUUAUUUGAUUAUUACUUCUCAUGUCCUGGUUGCAACCAAAAAACAGUCUGCAACCCCAAAACCCAAUAGCAGCUACCAAAAAACAAGAAAAUAAAACAGAGCUGCCACCAUCAUAGGUCAAUUGGAGAUCAGGUUGCAGCCCCAAAAUCCAGAAUAGAACACACUUAGAGCUCCACAUUUCCACCUAAACACCUUCUGAUCUAGCUAAGGAGGAGAAGAUAAAGGGAAGAAACAAAGAGGUGGUGACUAGGGAGUACAUCAUCAACCUCCACAAGCACUUGCACAGCUGAGAUGUUGAAUUUGAAAAGUGCAAAUGAAUAUAAAUACUUGAGGCAAAGCAAUUGCUAUUCAAUUUCUGGGGUUGAUGAUGCUAGACAGUUUCGCAUUGUAAUGGUAUUUUAUUCUUGUCCUUGUUCUUAUUAUUAUGAGCACAGUUAUAACCAUCAAUGAACUGUUGAAUUUGAAUGAACAAUCCUAUUUAUUGCAGUUUGGACAUACGAAUCCAUACUAGCCCUCCUUGAGCCUGUUGCUCUUGAGUAUGACCCCAUGCACCUCAGUUCAAGGGUUCAAAUGCUAGUGAUGGAUUGCUAAAAUCAAACAUGGCAAUCCUUGUUGUAGUGAAGAGGUUUUGAAACCCCUUUAAAAAAAUUACAUUGUUGAUGGUACUUCAUGAAUGCCAUCAAUUGUUCUUAUAAUCAAAUCAAAAAUUUAGAAAACAAGCUCAUAGGAUUUUGGAAGAGGGAGAAGAACUAUUAAUAGAUUAGAUUGAUUGUUGAUAUUUGCUGAUAUCUACUUGUUUCUCUCACUUCAAUCCAUUGUCUUGAUGAUAGCAUGGGUGGAUUAAUAAAUUCUUCCCAUACUUUCCUUUGUCUUUAAGCAAUAAGUUUUAUACAUAGGUGGAUUAAUAAAUUCUUCCCAUACUUUCCUUUGUCUUUAAGCAAUAAGUUUUAUACAUAGGUGGAUUAAUAAAUUCUUCCCAUUUUGAACCAACAUAAAUUUGGUGAAUUUUAUAUGAUAAAUCAAUAAAUGGUGGGUUAAAGAUUAGUUUUCUAGGAGAAUGACUUUAAGCCAAACCUUGAUUGUACUAUUGUGGGUUAAAGAUCUGGGCAUUGAUAUUGUUUGAAUUUUAUGCAUAUUUUCUAAACAUGAUAAAUGAAAGCUCAAUUUUCCAUCUUUCCGCUAUCUAUGCUCCCUUGAAUCUCAAGAAUCUCUGGACAACGUGCUAGUUGAACUCUACAAGGUACGCACAUUUCUUCAAAUCUGACCUUCUCUAUCACCAUAGAUAUAGAUGUUGAUCUGAUGUGAAUUUUGUUGGUAACAAUUAGGAGAAUUUGGAAAUGCAACUUUUGUGUAUGGAUGACUGGUGUGAUUUUCAUAGCAUUUGGAAAGAAUGCCUUUUUGGUUUUCGUGGCAUUUGAAAUAAGUUGUGUUUGGAUUUAAUGGAUAGGAAAUUAAAUGAUUUGGCACUAUUUAUUCAAGGAACUAGUUCAAAUUUAGAUUUCAUAGUUUACAAAUGGAUUUCAAGCCUUUUUUUGAGAACUUUGUCGUGAUGAAUUUAAAAUAACGUUUUAGUAGCUUCUUGAAUCUUCAUGGUAAGGGGUUUUAGUUCUACAAUGAUCCUAAUAAAAGAACCUUUUUUUUCCCCUCUGUUUUCUCUUUCCCAUUUAGCCUAAUAGUUAUAGUUUGACAUCUUGAAUGCUCACUUUAAUUACUUGGUGACCAAGACAAAUCUUUGAGUAUACAUCAUCAUUUUAUUGCAGAGAUCUGGUAGAAUUGAAGAACAGAUUGAAAUGCCUCAACAUUAAAGUGAAGACUAUUUUUAGAAGAACGGGUUAUUGGGGAACUUGGCCUGGGCAUAGUUACAGCAAAAUAAUGUUUUGGAUUUCAAUGACUUCAAUCCUUCCACUCUUGAUAAUGUUCAUGAGUUCCUUGGACAAAAAGUUUCUUUGCAGCUCAUUAGUUUAGUCAAUGCGGACCCUGCUGCAACUACAUGUUUAAGCUUUUGCUCAUUGGAGAUUCGGGUGUUGGCAAAUCAUGUCUCCUUUUGAGGUUUGCUACAAAUGUGGCCUCCAGACAGAUGCCAAGUUCAUUAACCAUUUUUAUUAUUUCUGUAAUCAGAAUGAUUCAUAUCUGGAAAGUUACAUUAGCACUAUUGGAGUUGACUUCAAAAUCCGCACAGUUAAGCAGGAUGGGAAAACCAUUAAACUCCAGUGGGAUACUGCUGAACAAGAACAUUUUAGGACAAUCAGUAGCAGUUACUAUUGCGGUGCACAUGGCAUUAUUGUUGUUUACGAUGUGACCGAUCAAGAGAGUUUUAACAAUGUCAAGCAAUGGUUAAGUGAAAUUGACCGGUAUGCAAGUGAGAAUGUAAACAAGCUUCUCAUUGGAAACAAGUGUGACCUUACUGCACCGAAGGUGGUGUCUUAUGAGACUAGAAAUGCAUUUGUAGAUGAAAUUGGGAUUCCUUUCUUAAUCAAACAAUGGACGUCAUUUCUUGAUUUGAACAUUUUUUAUGGAGGUCUUUAUAAAAUGGCGUCACGAGUAAUACAUUUGAGUACUAUUGUCAUGUGACAAGUUUAUUUGUACCUUUUAGAUUAUAGUGUGGGCUAUUAGUUUGCUAGAAAUAUUGGAUCUAUUUUUUAUUACAAGCAUAUGUAAUGAACCCUUUAAUUAAGGUGUUUUGAAUAUUUUGAGAUUAUGAUAAU